UUAUAUGAAUCUCAAUAUUUGAACAGAUUAAUCUUUCUCUUCCGUGUAGAAUAUUUUGAUUCAAACAAAAAAGAAAAACCUGCCUUAUUUUAUUGACCAAAUCCCAUAUAAUAAACCCACAACCACCCACACACAAUUCCCACUCCCACACAACCAUCAUCUCCCCCAUGUGAACGUUACAUUACACCUUAGUUUGGUUUUGUAGCAUUAUUAUCCCCAACCCAUCAAAAGCAACAAUCAUUGAAUUAAUUGCACCAAAUAUUGUUUUGCUGUAAUCAAUACUCCAAUGGGGAAUGCCUUGGGGGGAAAGAAAACCACAAAGGUGAUGAAGAUUGAUGGGGAAACCUUCAAGCUUAAAACCCCAAUAAAAGUUUGUGAUGUGCUAAAAGACCACCCUGGCCUUGUUCUGUUAGAAUCCGAGGCUGUGAAGCAUUAUGGUAUAAGAGCAAAGCCUUUGGAAGCCCACAAGGAAUUGAUGCCGAAGAGGCUUUACUUCCUCGUGGAACUUCCCAAGGAAGUGACGGUGGCGCCGAGGCGGGUCCGGUCGGGGAUCAACAUGAGCGCCAAGGAGAGGCUCGAGAGCCUCGUUUUGGCUCGACGGUCGGCUUCAGAUCUCACGAUCAUGAAACCGCCGUCGAGCCAGAAGGAGGUGAUGGAGAGUGGUGGCGGGGUGAGGCUUAAGAUGAGGCUGCCCAAGGCCGAGGUGGAGAGGCUGAUGAGAGGGUGCGAGACUGAGGCUGAGGCUGCGGAGAAGAUUAUGGGACUUUGCAUGGCGAAUAAUGGUGGUGGGGUUGAAGCUAGAAAUGGAGAUGGGGAGGUGAAAGGCAGAGUUGGGGAAAGUACAAAGGCACGUGAGAAAAGGGUGAGUUUUAUGCCAAUCAAUGAAGGAGGAAGUCCAAUAGCUGUGGCUUCAUAAUUACCACGCACUCAUUUUAAAUUACAUUAGCUUUGAAAUACAUAACACCCUUCGGUGUUGCUGCUAGCCAGGGAGGGUUAUCUCACAAAAGGAAUGAUCUUCCACUGAUGCAUAUAUAGUUAAUUAAAUAUAUAAGAGUGAUGUUAUUAUUUACAUUUUCAUGCUAUAUACUUUGAAGUCAUCGCAAACGGUACGUUGCUAUAAUUAUAUGGGUGUUUGCAAAUAUAUAUAUUAGUUUCACUGAACAGUAAAAUGUAGUUCAGGUACCUUAAUUAAUUUGAAGCUGUGAAUUACUGUGAA
This is a messenger RNA of Glycine soja, 1216 nucleotides long. RefSeq lists its product as uncharacterized. The record is from RefSeq and is a predicted model, not a curated record. NCBI's taxonomy places the organism in Eukaryota, Viridiplantae, Streptophyta, Magnoliopsida, Fabales, Fabaceae. The coding region runs from base 287 to 916 and encodes 209 amino acids. The transcript is spliced from 2 exons.